Engraulis encrasicolus (European anchovy) is the source of this 1356-nucleotide messenger RNA. RefSeq lists its product as uncharacterized. The transcript has 3 exons. Gene Ontology annotation, molecular function: odorant binding; G protein-coupled receptor activity; olfactory receptor activity. Lineage: Eukaryota; Metazoa; Chordata; Actinopteri; Clupeiformes; Engraulidae. The coding region runs from base 199 to 1356 and encodes 385 amino acids. Gene Ontology annotation, biological process: G protein-coupled receptor signaling pathway; detection of chemical stimulus involved in sensory perception of smell. The record is from RefSeq and is a predicted model, not a curated record. Gene Ontology annotation, cellular component: membrane.
AGAUAGGACAAGUUGUAUAGAGCCAUACAACAUCUGUCGAGUCCGGAACGUGACGACUAGCGAGCAAUUGAUGCACAAAUAGCCUACCCAAACUGGUAAAUAUUGACAUUUUUGUGGGAGAAGCCUCUGCGUUUGUGACUGACUGAGAAGAUUAAUUUGUGGAAAUGCGCGGACUAUCGCGGCCGUAUUCCAGUGAAGAUGGAUGAUAAACUAUUGUAUCGCAACAAUGACGGCGGGUAUGACUUUCAUCAAUCUAACGCCACAAUACACUUGUCAAACCUUACUAUAGCAAACAAUUAUGUGUAUGUGCGCGUGUGUGCGUCUGCUGCCGCCUUCAUUAUCUUGGCUUUCUUCAACAUUAUCAUAAACUGGACCAUCAUACGCCAGGAGAGACUGCGGAACCACGCGCGCUUCGUGUUAGUGUUCCACCUGCUGCUGUCGGCCCUCGUCUACUUUGGAGUUUGUUGGGGGUUUUAUUUGCAGAUCUAUUUAAAUGUGCGACCCACCACGUACAUGUGUGCCACCCUGGUAACUGUACUCAUUACAAGCGCGUCCAACAUCCUGCUGACAUUGACCGUGAUGGCGGUGGACCGUUACUGGGCCAUCUGCUUUCCCUUGCGCUACAAAAACUUGUGCGCUCGCCAGUGGCCCUGGCUGUUGGGGCUCUUCACCUGGGGUCUCGCUGCCAUCAUACCCUUGACCCUCUUUCCCUGGACGGAGAGAGCAGGGGAAGGGAAGCUCUGUGGAAGAGAGGAGCUGAAAAAGGGGGAGUUGCACAAAAUUGUAUUGAUCAGCAUCUGCAGUUUAAUUAUCCUGUACAGUUAUGUCAGGAUCAUCCUCGAGGGACGCCGGUUAGGUGUGGUUAACCGCCACAAUAAAAUAGGGUGCAGGACCAUUACUCUCCACGGGUUUCAGCUCGCGGUGUACAUUCUUCCCAACUUUGUGAACUAUUUCUUGUAUAUUUUGUCAAAGUAUGGACACAUUCACAUGGACACAAAGGAUCUGUUUGCGGUGGUGAACUUUGCCUUCUUUAGUAUCGCGCAAUGCAUUGCGCCAAUUGUUUACGGGCUGCGUAAAGAAGAGAUCUUGGAGCAUCUACAACAGGACAGCUUGUGUGGCCACUGUCCCCUUAAAAAUGUGGCGGAGUGGACCUUUCGCAGGACUCAAUCGAGUCCCCAUUCCUAUUCAAGGGAGCGGCGACUGACAUCCCAGACCCCUGACUGCCCCUCAUGGGAGACCCUGAGCAGCCAGCCGGCCGGCCCGGACAAAUCUCAGUUACUGGAGAUCAGAUCACAACCCUUCACCCGUAAGCCAGAUGAAGAAAGGAGAAUGCAGUGUUGCAGCAGUAACCCAUAG